Salvia splendens (bonfire salvia) is the source of this 1262-nucleotide messenger RNA. RefSeq names its product protein NEOXANTHIN-DEFICIENT 1-like. NCBI's taxonomy places the organism in Eukaryota, Viridiplantae, Streptophyta, Magnoliopsida, Lamiales, Lamiaceae. The record is from RefSeq and is a predicted model, not a curated record. The coding region runs from base 295 to 1134 and encodes 279 amino acids. The transcript is spliced from 11 exons.
GUUUGUUUAGGGAGUGGCAACAACAAAAUUAAGUACAGUACUCUCGAAUGUACUCGUUUCUAACAACUCUAAACUAUAGGUUAUCUACUCUUAUUAUUGUGUAAUGAUGUCACUCCUUUCGCCACCCAUAACCUCAUCCCUUCCUAUCAAAACUCCACCCACUCACGAUUUUAUGUUUCAUAGUAUAAAUUCAAAACAAAACUCGAAAGUUAGGGAAUAUUUUCUUUCUGGGAUUAAUUACCCAACAGCUUGAAAAAGAUAAAGUGACUACAAGUUUUCUUGCUGCUUGAAACAAUGGACACUUCAGAAGUAAAUUCUUCUCGAGGAUAUGGUAAACCACCGUGGAUUUUCAAGGGAAGUGCCUUGUACCAGCUCCAUCUUGUGAAGGCAGAGACAGCUCGAGCAUUCAUUCCCAAAGAACUCAGAUUAGUAGAGGCGUUCGGGUAUACUCUUGGAGGAUUCUUUCUUGCUAAUUACGAGGAAAGUCCUGCUGGAAUAUUUGAUGAGCUUGUAGUAAUAGCAGGAAUUGUUUGGAACCCUCCUACUUCUUGUGCAUGGGCUGCAAGAGUGCUGGUAAACAGUGACAAAGCAUGCCUCCACGGACAAAAGGACGUCGGACUCCCUAGCCGAGUUGCCAAUUUUACAAAGAGCGUGAGAGCACUUCCCGUGUCAAAAAGGAGUCGAUUUGGUGGCUUUAUGAACAAGAUUGGCAUCAGUGAUAGCAUGGAGAAAUGUUUGGAUAUACAAGUAGAAGAGAUGAACAAUCACAUAGCCAUGGACUUGUGCAGUAUAAAACUCACCUCUGCUGCAUCUCAAAAAGACACUGGAAGAUGGAUGGGCCCAGAAAUCAAGAUGUCACUCCCAAGCUUUAGCGGCCGCACAGAGCACAAUCCUCACCUCCUUAAGUAUUCUUGCCAGAUUGGAUGCAGGUUUCUUCCUAUGUCACCAGCUAAAGUGUGUGGUCCAUUUGGAUCAAAUAUGGAUGGUGAGGGUAUGGACGGGGAUUCUGGAAAUGAGAAGAGAGACCUCAGCAUCUCCGUGAUGCUAUCAAAGCCUAUUCUAGCCUUGGAGUUCAACUGUCUGGAAAUGAAGGUGGAAGCUCCAACAAUCGUUCCACAGGAGAAGCACGGAUGAAAAAGUGACCCGUGUCGUUGUCGUUACUUUAUAGCUUGCCUCCGUAGUUUCCACAUGUUCAUUCUUUGAUUUGCAAGAUGAUUUGUUCAGUCUAAAUAUCGUUGGGAAAUAAAUGUCUCUUAAUCUUA